Molecule: messenger RNA, 961 nt
Organism: Drosophila suzukii
Lineage: Eukaryota; Metazoa; Arthropoda; Insecta; Diptera; Drosophilidae
Molecular function (GO): protein binding
Source: RefSeq, a predicted model, not a curated record
AAAUUACGAUGUUGACAGGUCGGUGAGGCAUUCCAAUGCAAACUAUUCCUUGAUCAGACUUUAAAAAACGCAGGAUUCGGGGAUAGAUAUACGGAGAUAUAAAACGUAGUUCGAGACCCAGCACCAGUUUCCCGAUCCGUGGAAUCUAUAUAGCGAUCAAGAUGCGGAGGAUGCAGAUUUUGAUUCAGACGCGAGAUGGGCGCAAGAGCAUCUACGAGGUGGAUCGCUUCGGGACGGUGGGUCAUCUCAAGGAGCGAAUCGGACGCACCAUGUGCGUGCCCAUGGGCUUCAGUCGGCUGACCCACAAGGGUCGCAUCCUGCCGAAUCAAAGUAUCCUCGAGGAUGUGGGCGUUAAGCGGAUGUCCACCUUGGAUCUCUACUGGCAACCGGUAGUCCUAACGCCCAAGCAACUGAGCGAAAAGGAGGGGGAUCUGGACAAGUUGGAGCAGAAAAAGAAAAAUGUGCAGUCUGGAAUGGUUGAGGGUUAUGACCAGAUGGUCAAAACUGGAGGGAUGAUGAAGGCCUCAAGCAUUUUCCUGGAUAACGAUGUUUCGACUCAAGCAGACAGCUCCAAUUCACUGAUCCUAGACGACGACGAUGAUUAUCUUGAUGACCAGGGCCUGAUAACCCCAUCCUCUGAUGCCCUGGAUUUCCUGGGCAACUCUCUUAGUCCCAUUAAGUCCGAUGAUCUUGAGGAAAAUAUGUCGAUGGAUCUUUUGCCGGUGGUGCUACCCCCAGAUCCUUUGGUUCUACCAAAGAUUCCGGAGAUCAGUGCACCCACGAAGCCAUCAAAUCACAAGAAGAAGGGCAAGAAGAACCGCAAGAAGAAGUAGACAGUUCUAUAUUUUUUCAAUUCUAUCCUUUGCCGCAUUUCAGUUCGAAAUUCUUCCUGACCAACUUUUCAAACUACGUUUUGAAACCUAAAUUUGCGUUACAAGCAAACUAAUAAAACUUCGAUUAC